AUGAAGAACGAGGCAGCAAAGGAGAACUGGGAAAUAGGUUUCCUUGAGCUAGAGUACCCGGAAAUUUGUUAUACAGGAUUAUCUGAACCUUCUUCUAUUGCAAAACAUGAAGAUAGUUUGCUUAAGGAUUUAUUUCAAGACUACGAAAGAUGGGUUCGUCCUGUGGAACACCUGAAUGACAAAAUAAAAAUAAAGUUUGGACUUGCAAUAUCUCAAUUGGUGGAUGUGGAUGAGAAAAAUCAGUUAAUGACAACGAACGUCUGGUUGAAACAGGUAUGUAUAAAAUUCAAACAGGCACCCAAUUAUGCAGAUGGACGUUUUGAAGGGACCAGUACGAAAACAGUCGUCAGGUACAAUGGCACUGUCACCUGGACUCCACCAGCAAACUACAAAAGUUCCUGUACCAUAGAUGUCACGUUUUUCCCAUUUGACCUGCAGAACUGUUCCAUGAAAUUUGGUUCUUGGACUUACGAUGGAUCACAGGUUGAUAUAAUUCUGGAGGACCAAGAUGUAGACAAGAGAGAUUUUUUUGAUAAUGGAGAAUGGGAAAUUGUGAGUGCAACGGGGAGCAAAGGAAACAGAACCGACAGCUGUUGCUGGUAUCCAUAUGUCACUUACUCAUUUGUAAUCAAGCGCCUGCCUCUCUUUUAUACCUUGUUCCUUAUAAUACCCUGUAUUGGGCUAUCAUUUUUAACUGUACUUGUCUUCUAUCUUCCUUCAAAUGAAGGUGAAAAGAUUUGUCUCUGCACUUCAGUACUUGUGUCUUUGACUGUCUUCCUUCUGGUUAUUGAAGAGAUCAUACCCUCAUCUUCAAAAGUCAUACCUCUGAUUGGAGAGUAUCUGGUAUUUACUAUGAUUUUUGUGACACUGUCAAUUAUGGUAACCGUCUUCGCUAUCAACAUUCAUCAUCGUUCUUCCUCAACACAUAAUGCCAUGGCGCCUUGGGUCCGCAAGAUAUUUCUUCACAAGCUUCCCAAACUGCUUUGCAUGAGAAGUCAUGUAGAUAGGUACUUCACUCAGAAAGAGGAAACUGAGAGUGGUAGUGGACCAGAAUCUUCUAGAAACACAUUGGAAACUGCGCUCGAUUCUAUUCGCUACAUUACAAGACACAUCAUGAAGGAAAAUGAUGUCCGUGAGGUUGUUGAAGAUUGGAAAUUCAUAGCCCAGGUUCUUGAUCGGAUGUUUCUGUGGACUUUUCUUUUCGUUUCAAUUGUUGGAUCUCUUGGGCUUUUUGUUCCUGUUAUUUAUAAAUGGGCAAAUAUAUUGAUACCAGUUCAUAUUGGGAAUGCAAAUAAGUGAAGCCUCCCAACGGACCGAAGUAUACCUUUAGUUAACACACAUAUAUCUUAUGGCACUUAAAAAAUUAUGAAAAUGUAAGUUAUGUGUUAAAUUUGGUGCAAGCUUUAACAGACUAACAGUUGCUAACCUCAACUUAUGUUAACAGAUGAUCCAUUUGAACAGUUGGCUGUAUGACUGAAGUAGUAACUGAUGAGAUAACAUUUGAUCCUCUAAAAAUAGCAGCAAAAUAUUAUCUGAACUGUACUAGUGAAAAAUCUAGUGUUUGUAUCCUGGCAAAUAAUACUAAUUUAUAAUCCACAGUAAAGUUCAUCCUUUGUGCUAGAGAAUUCCAGUUGUAUUUGAAGACUGAUUUUAAAACUUUUCUGCAUCUGGUAAAGGUAUAUAAACUUUCCUGUACUCACUGAGUAACAGCUAAUCUUUAAUAUAUUAUACUGCUAUAUUUAAAAA
This is a messenger RNA of Mandrillus leucophaeus (drill), 1746 nucleotides long. It is a transcript of the gene CHRNA5, whose product is annotated as cholinergic receptor, nicotinic, alpha 5 (neuronal). Lineage: Eukaryota; Metazoa; Chordata; Mammalia; Primates; Cercopithecidae. The record is from RefSeq and is a predicted model, not a curated record. Gene Ontology annotation, molecular function: transmembrane signaling receptor activity; extracellular ligand-gated monoatomic ion channel activity; neurotransmitter receptor activity. Gene Ontology annotation, biological process: regulation of membrane potential; signal transduction; nervous system process. Gene Ontology annotation, cellular component: membrane; synapse; neuron projection. The transcript has 5 exons. Bases 1 to 1299 code for a protein of 432 amino acids.